Molecule: messenger RNA, 1195 nt
Organism: Dermatophagoides farinae (American house dust mite)
Lineage: Eukaryota; Metazoa; Arthropoda; Arachnida; Sarcoptiformes; Pyroglyphidae
Gene: eIF2beta
Product: eukaryotic translation initiation factor 2 subunit beta
Biological process (GO): translational initiation; formation of translation preinitiation complex
Cellular component (GO): eukaryotic translation initiation factor 2 complex
Molecular function (GO): translation initiation factor activity; translation initiation factor binding; mRNA binding
Source: RefSeq, a predicted model, not a curated record
GGCACCGACACCGAUUUCAGCAACAGUGUUAGUGUUGUUCUGAUGCAAUAAUUUUUGAUCAAUUUUUUUUAAAUUCAAUAUUCAUACAGAGAAAAUUAAUCAAUAAUGGCCGACGAUGAAUUGGAUUUAGAUUUGACUACGAAGAAGAAAAAGAAGACAAAAAAACCAUAUGAUUUUAGUGCAUUGGACGAUGAAGAAUCAUCUGUCAAAACUGAAAGUGUAAAUGAUUCAAAUGUUGCCACUGAAACAAAAACCAAUGAUGUUCCAUUGGACGAUGAUCUGGAUUUAGCCGAUUUUUCCGGCCUUAAAAAGAAGAAAAAGAAAAAGAAACCAUUCAAUCUGGAAGAGCUAGAGAAUGCUUUACCAAGCGAAAGCGGUGAAAAAGAAAGCCCUGGUGAUGAAAAACCGGAUGAUUCUCAAGCUACCGAAGCUGUCGAUGAUUUUGAUCUAGAUUUCAGUGUAUCAAAGAAGAAGAAGAAGAAAAAGAAGACUACUUUUGAUUUGCCGGAUCAAGAUGAUUUUGACAAAGAAAACGAUGCAGAUGCUGAUGACGAUUUAAAAGAGGACAUCCAAUUCAGUGGUGGCCCAUCUAAAUGGCUAGAUUCGGAUCGGGAUUAUACCUAUGAUGAAUUAUUAGAAAUGAUUUAUAACAAGAUCAAGGAAAAGAAUCCUGAAAGUGAAUCUGGAGGUAGAAAAAAAUAUGUUUUACGUCCUCCACAAGUUCUUCGUAUUGGUACCAAAAAAACAUCAUUUGCCAAUUUUCUUGAAAUUUGUAAAUCGCUUCAUCGACAAUCGAAACAUUUGCAGAAUUUUUUAUUAACCGAAUUGGGUACUAGUGGUUCAGUUGAUGCAAAUAAUCAAUUGAUCAUCAAAGGUCGUUUCCAACAAAAACAGAUCGAAAGUGUACUUCGACGAUAUAUAAAGGAAUAUGUUGCUUGCCAAACAUGUCGUUCGCCUGAAACGAUUCUUCAAAAGGAAACACGUCUAUUUUUCUUACAAUGCGAAAGUUGUGGGUCAAGAAGAUCGGUGGCCAACAUUAAAAGUGGAUUUCAAGCCGUCACCGGACGUCGUUCGGCAAUGCGUGCUCGUACUAAUUGAGUCUUUAUAUUUCCAUCUUGUACUGAUGAUCAUAGGCUUUUUCGUACAUUCAGAUUUUUAUUAUAAUAAUCAAUUUUAUUUGCAUUCACAAAAAAUG